Molecule: messenger RNA, 959 nt
Organism: Chironomus riparius
Lineage: Eukaryota; Metazoa; Arthropoda; Insecta; Diptera; Chironomidae
Source: the annotation of a GenBank genome assembly
AAUGAUUCCCAUUCCAUCCCAUCCGACGCAUGCCCAACACAUCAUGUUCCGAAAAAAGUUUCACAAAACAAGAAGAAACCUUUUUUUGAGUGCAAUAAAAAAAAGUCUUUUUCAGUUUCCUUUCGUUAUCCUUUCGACUCUCACGAAUUUUUCAUUUCACAACGCACGCAUAAUUUUUUUCAUCUUAAUUUUAUAAUAAACAAAACAAGACUAAUUAAAAAAAAUAAUUAAAAAAGUUGACAAUAAAUUAAAUAAAUAAAAAAGAUGACUGGACACGAGCCGUAUCGCAAUUUGAAAUUUGCUGGAAUUAUUGUUGGAAUAUUUCACACAUUAUUAAGUUUUCAUAUUGCAGUAUUUAUAGUUGGAUUGUUUAUAUAUGAACGAAGGAUUAGUGGUAUACCUUUACUAGCAAUGAUUGUAGCUUUUAUGUAUCUAAUAUCUUCCACCAAAUUUACUAUGGCAGUUAUUCAUAAACAAUGGGAUUUCUCUUUAAACGUCUUCUACUUACUAUCGUGCUUCAUAUUAUUCACUUUCCUAAGCAUAUUAUCGAUCCUAAUAAUUUUACUACGUGGCAAAGUCGACCUACUCAUCAAUUCUCCAUUAGUAGUAAUUUUAGUAAUAGAACUACCCACCGUUAUCAUCAUAACAAUGUUAACUAAUCGAUCAAAGAGAAUUGCAAUCUAUAUGCAAGCUCAAGUGUCGACAGACAGUUUUAAAGAUUUAGAGGGAGUUUCCGUUGAAAACACAAACUUAUAGUCACAGUGCCUUCAGUGUUAGCAGGAAACACUGAACCGACCCGUUACACCUAUCUAUUUAUGUUGAUAUAACUGAGAAAAAAAAAACUUUAUUAAGUUAGUAUUGUGAAUAUUAAUAACUUUAGUACCUUAGAAAUGAAAAAUGUAUUGUAAAGGAGGUUAGUUCCAAGAUGUACAAUAUAUACCAAAUGUCUUCCAGAAAAC